AUGGCCGGCAAUCCUCAGUCUCAGCAUCGUUGCGUUUUUGUUGGGAAUAUACCCUAUGAUGCUACUGAAGAACAACUUGUUCAAAUAUGCGAGGAGGUUGGUCCGGUCGUUUCCUUUAGAUUAGUUAUUGAUAGAGAUACUGGAAAACCAAAGGGUUAUGGGUUUUGUGAGUACAAGGAUGAAGAGACUGCUCUAAGUGCUCGUCGUAAUCUUCAGGGCUAUGAGAUAAAUGGUCGGCAGCUAAGAGUUGACUUUGCUGAGAAUGACAAGAAUGCUGACAGGAAUCGUGAACAGGGUCGUGGUGGUCCUGGUAUUCCCUCAAAUGUUGAUCCCUUAAAGCAAUUGGGCGGUCCAGCUGGACAAUCCAGUUUUCACCAGCCAAUGGGUGAUUCAGUUGCUGUGGCUGCUGCAACUGUCAUGGCAGGAGCUCUUGGGUCUGGUCAAGUUUCUAGCGCACUCAAUCAGAUUGGACUUCAAAGUCAGCCCAUGUUGGGAACUGAUCCUCUGACUCAUCAUUUGGCCAAGUUUUCAAGGACUCAGCUGAUAGAGGUUUUGUCUGCAUUGAAGGUAAUGGCUAUACAAAAUAAAGAACAGGCACGGCAGCUCUUACACGCCACCCCAAACUUGCCUAAUGCUCUUUUUCAGGCCCAAAUUAUGCUUGGGAUGGUGUCCCCAGAAAUGUUGCAGAUGCCCAAUAUUCGGCAAGCCUCUGCUCAACAAGUUCACCCUGUCAUGCAAAGUGCUCAGACUCUUCCGGGACUUCCUCCACUUCCCCAAAACAAAAUUCAGUCAGAUUUGCUGCCUUAUGCCCAUGAAAAUCGAGUGUUGACUGGUGUACCAAACCAGAAAGCUGCAAUUCAGCAACUUUCUACGCCACCUCAAAUGCAACUUCCACAGUUAGUGCAGAACCAAGUCUUACAGCCACGUCCCAAUUCAGCAUAUGAUCACCCACUGCUUCAGAAUGCAGGCCCACAUACUUCUCUGAUUAUAAAUCCACAGUUGCCAGCUGCAGGCUUUCAGCAGCCUAGCUCCGCAUCACCGUCCACCAUGCUGGAAAAUAUGGAUUUGAAAGGACGUGGUUCAGCUGUCAUUGGGCAGUCAAGAGUUGUGAGUGGCACCACGGACCAAGCCAAUAGAGCAUCAAAAUUGGUGAAAUUGAAUGGCGCACAAGCCUUACCUUCUUCACGGGCUGUAAAUGUAGUCACACCAUUCCCGACUUCCAAUAUACCAGGAAGACAAGCCCCAAGAGCAGAAGAGACUCUGAAAUCUGACAAGCAAGCUACACAGCUACAAGUCCCUUCAGAUGUCGAUCGAGCCUUGCUUCAGCAAGUCCUGAGCCUAACGCAGGAGCAGCUGAGUUCCCUGCCUCCCGAUCAGCAGCAGCAACUGAUCCAACUCCAGCAAAUGCUUCGGCAGGCGACAUAG
Molecule: messenger RNA, 1425 nt
Organism: Striga hermonthica
Lineage: Eukaryota; Viridiplantae; Streptophyta; Magnoliopsida; Lamiales; Orobanchaceae
Source: the annotation of a GenBank genome assembly